Molecule: messenger RNA, 5646 nt
Organism: Thalassophryne amazonica
Lineage: Eukaryota; Metazoa; Chordata; Actinopteri; Batrachoidiformes; Batrachoididae
Product: zinc finger protein 335-like
Exons: 27
Coding region: 341-5059 (1572 amino acids)
Biological process (GO): brain development; positive regulation of neurogenesis; regulation of gene expression
Cellular component (GO): nucleus
Molecular function (GO): RNA polymerase II cis-regulatory region sequence-specific DNA binding
Source: RefSeq, a predicted model, not a curated record
AAACAGCUUGCUCGGUAUUACUCCGCCGUCCUCUGAAAACAAUAGUCCACCUAAAAAGAUGGAGAAAAAAAAUGCGACUUUCCUGAAAAACAUUAAUUAAAUAUUCCAUGCGCGUUACGCUCAAUUAUAUAAAGCCGCAUACAUCGGCAAAUACGCCUAAUGUGUUUUAAACGAUAAGCCGAUAAACAACAACAAUAAAGAAGAUCCGGUUGCACCGGCAGGAAGUGAGGAGACGCUCAUGGUGCCCGGCCAGAAAGAAGCGACUAUAAUCGGUUAGAAAUUUCUCUUCUGUUCCGGACACUUAAACGAACGGAUAGAGUUCUGUUCACGAACAUACGAUAUGGAUUCAGAGGAGAAUGAGGUUGAGAGCAGCAGUGAUGCAGGCCCAUCAGGAAUGGAGGAGCCAUCAGAAAGUGGCAUGUUUAUGGAGUCAUCAGAGGCCAUGUCUGCUGACAGCAGUGAUGCUGCAGCCUCACAUCCACUGGCCUCAGAGUCUGACUGCCAUGUGGGACAGAGUUCAGAGGGACUUGUGGUGUUCAUCCCCGAGACCAGCUCCAGUACAGACAUUAGAGUUUCCUCUGUUCUCCUCCCAGACUCCUCCUCAGUGGCCCAGUCCACAAGUGUGUCCAGUGUCUCAACGGUGACUCAGUCAGUUCUGGUGUCUGAGUCAGCUCAAGUGUUGGUCCACUCCAGUGCUGUGUCUGAAGGAGCCAUGAUGGUGUCUGACUCAACUGCUUCGACUUCAUCAGACUUGGGGUCGGCCAUUGACAAGAUCAUAGAGUCCACUAUUGGACCUGAUAUAAUGAAUGGCUGCAUAGCUGUGACCAGCGCAGAAGAUGGUGGUGCAGAAACAACCCAAUAUCUUACAUUACAUGGACCAGACUAUGGUGCACCAAUGGUCGCCCAGAUGUCCUCUUCAGCCCAGAUAUCUGAUCACGUUGCCAUAGAAGCACUCGGUGAAGGCCCCACAUCCACUUGUGUAGACCAGGGAGAUCUGCAUCGCAACCUUGAACCUGACCAACCUGAUGAUCACCCCGGACACUCAGGGUACCCAGAGGAGAGCAGCAGUCAACCUGACCAACCCCAGCAUUCGCAUCCUUCCCAAUACAUGGACUGCAAUGCUGAUGGUCCAGACCAGACAGGGGAGUCCUCAUCUUCCUAUGUGGAAUGUUCAAUAGAGGAGCCGGAUCAAACACGCUCCCAGUCAGGCUUUGCUGACUACGCUGGGGAUAAUAGUGACCGUGACCUUCCUGGGUAUGUGGAAUGUAGUGGGGCAGAUUCAAACCCUGCCAGUCAAGGUCACUAUGUGAUGGAGUGCAGUGGGUACGUGGAGUGUGCAGUGGAUGAUGGAGAGCAACAGCAUCGUUCACGUAGUUAUAUUGACAGUAGUGCUGACCACCGGACAUCUCAAACAUGUCGGCAGUAUGUGACUGAGUGUGUGGCAGCUGCAGACUCUGAGGAACCAGGUUGUUCUCAGUAUCAAAUUGGAGAUGAUGAUGAAGAUGAUGACCCAGACAAACCUCAGCACUCCCAACAGCACUCGUGUUACAUGGAGAGCAGCAAUGGACCUGAGGCAUCUCUGUAUGCUGAUGAAAGCUCUUCAUCAGACCACCCUGUUGCAGACACCGCAGGCUCAGGCGGGCUUCCGGAAGCGUUGGAGUGCGGCGAGAGCCAGCCUGGGCCUUUCAUCAGCAGCAGUGGGACAUACAUCAGCCAAGACGAGCCCCAGGGUUCUCAGGGGCCUCAAAAUGAUUCUGAGUUAGUCAGCCACAUGGCGACAUCAGGGGUGGCAGAAGGCCCCGGGAAUCGACCACCAAACUUGGCUGAGUUGGAGGAUCUAAUGGAAGUAGUGAUUGUACAACAGUUUAAGUGCAAAAUGUGUCCAUACAAGAGUACCUCCAAAGAAACGCUCAUUAACCACAUGAAAGACAAACACUUCAGACCUGCUGGCGAUAUGCCAAAGAAACGCAAACGUGGGCGGCCGCCUAAAAGUGAGACAAUUGCCCAAUGCCAAGUACAGCAAAAGGAAGCAGAAGAGAGAAAGUGUGUGAAAGUAAAGGCUGAAUCCCAACAAGAAGAAGAGGAGGAUGAUAUUGUGGAUGCUGGUGCUAUUGAUGAUUCUGAAGAGGAUAGUGAUUACAAUCCAAUGGAUGAGGAUUGCAAAGGAAGACCACCAGCCAUUCUGAAAAAGCCUUCUCCUCCCAUCUCCUCCUCUGCAGGGCGUCCUAGGCGGAAAGUUGGACGGCCUAGAAAAUACUGCAUUAUGGAGCCAGGUUACAACAACAAAGAAGCAGAGAGCAUUGCUGAGAAUCCAAGGGUUUGCCUGGACUCUAACGUAUCUGAGGUGGCAAGCUCUUCUGAAUUAGGUAGCGCUACUGCUAUGGUGGUUAAUGGAGACACAGCUGAGAUGUUAAUAAGCCAGUCAGACUCUGAAAACAAAGAUCCUUCCUCUAAUAGUCCUCCAGAGGAAGAGUCAUUCAUCAGGAAACGUGGGCGGCCAUCCAAGCGCUUCCUUCGCAAGAAAUAUAAGAAAUUUAUAAAUCGCAACCGGUAUUACAAAUCCCUCAAACCACUCCAGAGACCUCACAACUGCUUGAUCUGUGGCUCACGCUUCCUCACUGAAGAAGACCUGCAUUUCCAUGUGGAUUCCCAUGAAGGAAAUGACCCAGAGCGUUUCAAGUGCCUCCAGUGCAAUUAUCACUGCAAGCGCUGGUCCUCACUUAAGGAGCACAUGUUCAAUCAUGAGGGGACCAAACCAUUCAAAUGUGAGAUGUGUGACUACACAAGUGUCUACAGGAAAGAUGUGCUCCGGCACUCAGCAGUUCACAGUAAAGAGAAGAAAAGAAAGACAGAGUUGGUACCAAAGGCGUCAGAAUUUCCUUGCCCCAUCUGCCACAGAGUUUAUCCUAUGCUGAAGAGAUUGACCCAACACAUGAAGACCCACAGCACAGAGAAACCACACAUGUGUGACAAGUGUGGCAAAUCCUUCAAGAAGCGGUACACAUUCAAAAUGCACCUACUGACGCACAUCCAAAGUCUCGGAGACAGCAAGUUUAAGUGUGAGUUCUGUGAUUAUAUGUGUGACAACAAGAAGCUGCUGCUCAACCAUCAGCUGUCCCACACCAACGACAGGCCCUAUAAAUGUGAUUACUGCAAAUACUCCACAUCUAAAAAGGAGUUCCUGGUCUCCCAUCUGGCCAUCAAGCACACAGGAGAGAAGCCUUUCUCCUGUGAUAUGUGCCACUUCAUGACGAAACACAGAAAGAACCUCCGUCUACAUGUGCAGUGUCGUCACCCUGAGACGUUCGAAGAAUGGUGUGCGGCUCAUCCCGAGGAGCCUGUUAGGAGACGACGCAGGCCCUUCUUCACCCUGCAGCAGAUAGAGGAGCUCAAACAGCAACACGAGGACACGCAGGGAAUGCAGGGCAACAUCGUUACAGUAGAUCCUGCGACGAUACAAGCCAUGCAGGGCGUGGCUAAUGCUUCAGUUUCCCAGGAUGCAUUGGGAAACACCACUAUCAUCUAUCAACAUGCUGAUUCCAGUGACCUGUCAGCCCAGAAUGCUCUCGACCUUCUGCUGAAUAUGAGCAAUGCCCGGGAAUUAGUUGGAAAUGCCUUACAGAAUCAUGCAGACAUUAUGGGAAUCAGGGAAACACUGUGCAGAUACUAUCAGUGUUCUCCUCAGGUGACUGUGCUAAAAGCAGAAGACAAAGCUUUGGAAAAGGGCGCAUGGAGUGCAGUGACUUCAGUACCAGUCCAGUCCCAAAAGUUGGUGACCUUGCACGUGUCUGAGAAUGGUGAAACUGUGCUCCAAGAGGCCUAUCAGGCAGCCACAUGUGAAAAAGCAGAGCUCUCACAGAUUACAGUCCAGGCCUGCGAGGGCGGAGGAGACUUCCCUGUGGAGGAGCUGGCCACUGAAGAGAUCCACAGUGCUGGGUACAGUAACAGUGGGAGCAGUCCAUCACAAGCUGUUGAAGUGUCCAAGACAGAGAACCUAACGAGUGAUAAGUACUACCUUACUACAGGGCUGCCUGUUGGAGGUUUGCAGCAGGUGGAGCUGAGCAGUGAGGCUCCAGCCUCUCCGGCUGCAGUGAGCUCUCCUAGUGUCAACGCCAAAAGAUUUUCCUGCCGCAUCUGCAUGGAGUCAUUCCAGGGCCGCUCUGACAUGGAGAACCACAAGAGGGCGCACUUGGAUCCCAACACAUUCAAGUGUCCAGACUGUGACGUCUACACAUCAAACUCCUGGCCUGAUGUCAAAAACCACAUGGAGCUCCAUUCCUACCUACGUCCGCACAAAUGUCCCAACUGUAGCUUUGCAUCCAGAAACAAAAAGGAUCUGCGUCGACACAUGAUGACCCACACAAAUGAGAAACCAUUUUCUUGCAAAUACUGUGGGCAGCGUUUUAACCGUAACGGGCAUCUGAAGUUCCAUAUGGACCGACUCCAUAACCAAGAUCACCCCACUCGCAAAAACCCCACCGCUCCAUCCCAGCAGGCCAUCGUCGUCAACAGUGACGAGGAAGCCCUCGCCUCACUGCAGUCCCUACAGGAACACCAGGCAGUGAUCACUACAGAACACUUGCAGGCUGUCGGGCAGGAGCACAUCAUUGUAUCUGAAGAGCAGGCACUAUCAGACCACUAUCAGAUGGUUCAGCAACUGGUGACAGGGGACAACCAGGUGACUGAGGUUCAGUAUAUCAUCUCACAGGAUGGUGUACAGCACUUAAUCCCUCAGGAGUAUGUGGUUGUAGCUGAUAGUGAACCCAUACAGAUUCCAGAGGGACAGAUUAUUCAGUAUGAGCAUGAUGGGCACAUUUUGCAAGAGCAGCAGAUUGCUUUAAGCCACGAUGGUCGGAUCCAGUAUUUACCUGUCAGCUCAGAACAACAAAUCAUAAAUUCUGAAGAUCUGGAGGCUGCUGCUCACUCUGCUGUUACAGCAGUAGCAGAUGCAGCCAUGGCGCAGAUGCAGGCCGUCUACACUGAAGCUACGCCAGAGCAGCUAGAGCAACUACAGCAACAGGGCAUCCACUACGAUGUCAUUACCUUCGCCAAUAACUAGAUUGUGUGUUCAAAUGUAUCGGCUGGCACGAAGCUGUGCACAGUUGGACUGAUAUCAACCCCUAUGAGCUCAUAAGCGACCUCAACCUGUUUGUACCUUCACCUUGCUGUGACGCAACAGGGUCGUCACCUCCUCCAUGUCGUCUGUUUUGGGGCAUUCCACCAUUAAAGAAAGCAGCAGCUUUUUUUUUGUAAAUUGAGAUUAUUGCACUCAUUGCUUGUAACUGAAUCCUGGGGGCUGUGAGUUUAAGCGCUAAUUUAAAAUGUCAUGUUCUGUUCUGUUAUGUGCCUCUGCAUUGAUUUGCAAGACAAUGUUGUUAAAUAAAAUUAAAUAAGACACAUCAUGUUUUAUAAAAUAUACAAAUUUACAAAUGGAAAGAAAUGAAAAAGGGUCUUUUUUUAUUUGUAAGAAGAUUUUUAUUAUGAGAAAGCUGUAUCAUUGUGUUUGGUGAGUAUCUGAGUGUACAUAACGUUUGCUGUUGUUUUCUGUUCAGUGAAGGAGGAAAUGUUUGGUUUUGGAGUGCAUGUUGGAUUAAUAAGGAUAAAAGCUGCAACCAAAUAAAUAGCUGAUACUUUCUCUAUAUUCAC